Messenger RNA from Otolemur garnettii (small-eared galago), 2718 nucleotides. RefSeq names its product ADAM metallopeptidase with thrombospondin type 1 motif 8 (gene ADAMTS8). Gene Ontology annotation, molecular function: metalloendopeptidase activity; zinc ion binding. NCBI's taxonomy places the organism in Eukaryota, Metazoa, Chordata, Mammalia, Primates, Galagidae. Gene Ontology annotation, biological process: proteolysis; extracellular matrix organization. The coding region runs from base 1 to 2718 and encodes 905 amino acids. The record is from RefSeq and is a predicted model, not a curated record. The transcript is spliced from 9 exons.
AUGCUCCGCGCCCCCGCCGGCCCCCGGUGGCCGCCGCUCCUGCUGCUGCUGCUGCUACCGCUGCCGCCUCAGCUCGCCCGGGGCGCCCCGGCCCGGACCGCAGCUGGGGGUCAGGCCGCGGAGCUGGUGGUGCCCACGCGGUUGCCGGGCAGCGCCGGCGAGCUCGCGCUCCACCUGUCCGCCUUCGGCAAGGGCUUCGUGCUGCGCCUGGCGCCCGACGACAGCUUCCUGGCGCCCGAAUUCAAGAUCGAGCGUCUCGGGGGCUCUGGCCGGGCGGCCGGGGGCGAGCGGGAGUUGCGCGGCUGCUUCUUCUCGGGCACUGUGAAUGGGGAGCCCGAGUCGCUGGCGGCCGUCAGCCUGUGCCGCGGGCUGAGCGGCUCUUUCCUCCUGGACGGCGAGGAAUUCACCAUCCAGCCGCAGGGCGCUGGGGGCUCCCUGAGUCAGCCUCACCGCCUGCAGCGCUGGGGCUCCGGCGGGGACCUCGGGGCCUCCGGGCUCGCCUCUGAAGCCCGACCCCUUCCUCGAGGACCCGAGUGGGAGAUGGAGACAGGAGAGGGUCAGGGACAGGAGAGAGGAGACGAUCAGGGCGAGAAGAAAGAGGAGGAGGAGGAGGAGGAAGAGAGCGAAGAAGAGGCAGAAGGCGCCAGCGAGCUGCCACCACCCCUGGGGGCCACGAGCAGGACCAAGCGGUUUGUUUCUGAGGCUCGCUUCGUGGAAACGCUGCUGGUGGCCGAUGCGUCCAUGGCUGCCUUCUAUGGGGCCGACCUGCAGAACCACAUCCUCACGUUGAUGUCCGUGGCGGCCCAAAUCUACAAGCAUCCCAGCAUCAAAAACUCCAUCAACCUGAUGGUGGUGAAAGUGCUGAUAGUCGAGGAUGAAAGGUGGGGCCCAGAGGUGUCGGACAACGGGGGGCUUACACUGCGCAACUUCUGCAGCUGGCAGAGGCAAUUCAACCAGCCCAGUGACCGCCACCCAGAGCACUACGACACAGCCAUCCUGCUCACCAGACAGAACUUCUGCGGGAAGGAGGGGCUGUGUGACACCCUGGGAGUGGCAGACAUCGGCACCAUCUGUGACCCCAACAAGAGCUGCUCUGUGAUUGAGGAUGAGGGGCUCCAGGCAGCCCACACCCUGGCCCAUGAACUAGGACAUGUUCUCAGCAUGCCCCACGACGACUCUAAACCCUGCAUGAGGCUCUUUGGACCCAUGGGCAAGCACCACAUGAUGGCACCACUCUUCGUGCACUUGAACAAGACGCUGCCCUGGUCCCCCUGCAGUGCCAUGUACCUCACAGAGCUGCUGGACGGCGGGCACGGAGACUGUCUCCUAGACGCCCCCACCUCGGCCCUCCCCCUCCCCACAGACCUCCCGGGCCGCAGGGCCCUCUAUGAGCUGGACCGACAGUGUGAGCAGAUCUUUGGGCCAGGUUUCCGCCAUUGCCCCAACACCUCUGCACAGGACAUCUGCGCCCAGCUCUGGUGCCACACUGAUGGGGCUGAGCCCCUCUGCCACACCAAGAAUGGCAGCCUGCCCUGGGCCGACGGCACACCCUGUGGACCUGGACACCUGUGCCUGGAAGGCAGCUGUCUACCUGAGGAGGCCGUGGAGAGGCCCAAGGCCGUGGUAGAUGGAGGCUGGGCCCCGUGGGGACCCUGGGGAGAAUGCUCUCGGACCUGUGGAGGAGGAGUGCAGUUUUCACACCGUGAGUGCAAGGACCCUGAGCCUCAGAAUGGAGGAAGAUACUGCCUGGGGCGGAGAGCCAAGUACCAGUCAUGCCACACAGAGGAGUGCCCCCCUGAUGGGAAAAGCUUCAGGGAGCAGCAGUGUGAGAAGUACAAUGCUUACAACUACACCGACAUGGAUGGCAGCCUCCUGCAGUGGGUCCCCAAGUACGCAGGGGUGUCUCCCCGAGACCGCUGCAAGUUGUUCUGCCGAGCCCGGGGAAGGAGCGAAUUCAAAGUGUUUGAGGCCAAGGUGAUCGAUGGUACCCUGUGUGGGCCAGAGACUCUGGCCAUCUGCGUCCGGGGCCAGUGUGUCAAGGCUGGCUGUGACCACGUGGUGGACUCGCCUAGGAAGCUGGACAAAUGUGGGGUGUGUGGGGGCAAAGGCAACUCAUGCAGGAAAGUCUCCGGUUCCCUCAGCCCCUCCAGUUAUGGCUACAAUGACAUCGUCACCAUCCCAGCGGGUGCCACUAACAUUGACGUGAAGCAGCGGAGCCACCCCGGGGUCCAGAAUGACGGCAACUACCUCGCCCUGAAGACAGCUGAUGGCCACUACCUGCUCAACGGCAACCUGGCCAUCUCGGCCAUAGAGCAGGACAUCUUGGUGAAGGGGACCAUCCUGAAGUACAGCGGCUCCAUCGCCACCCUGGAGCGGCUGCAGAGCUUCCGGCCCCUCCCGGAGCCUCUGACGGUGCAGCUCCUAACAGUGCCCGGCGAGCUCUUCCCCCCCAAAGUCAAAUAUACCUUCUUUGUUCCUAACGACGUCGACACACAGAACAGCAAAGAGAAAGCAACCACCAACGUCAUCCAGCCGCUACUCCACACGCAGUGGGUGCUGGGGGACUGGUCUGAGUGCUCGGUCACCUGUGGGGCUGGCUGGCAGCGGCGAGCUGUGGACUGCAGGGACCCCUCAGGCGAGGCCUCCGCCGCCGCCUGCAACAAAGCUCUGAAACCUGAGGACGCCAAGCCCUGUGGAAGCCAGCCGUGCCCCCUGUGA